GACUCAGAGUCACUGGACGGCUGCAUUCAGAGUACGUUAUCGGCACUCUACCCUCCGUUUGAGGCUACUGCAGCCACUGUUCUGUGCCAAGUUUUUGAUGUGGUGGAGAAGACGUACCGUGGGGAUGGACUGCGCUACCUCAUAGACUUCCUGAUUCCAGCCAAGCACAUCCUGCACCCCAAGGAGUCGCAUUACAUUUACUGCCAGAACGAGUCCAAGAUUAAUGUUCAGUACUGUGGCUUGCUGUUUCGCCACGAGGGCUGGCCCCUCUGUAUCCAUGAGAAGAUUGUAGUUCAGCUGGCUUCCAUUGACUGGCGAAUCUUGAAGCCUGGUGACUUCUACCUGCAGGUGGUCCCCUAUCUGAAGAAGUCUCCACGUAUUGUAUUGAAAUGUUUGGCAAAAGACAAGCAUAAUGUAGAGGAAGUUGUGAUUCCAGAAGUUUCCUAUACCUCUGUAUUUACUCUGGAAUGGUUGAGUACUUUCAAUGGAGAGCGGAUGGGUAUAGCACUGGAAAAUUAUUUACUAACCACUGAUGAUAAAAUAUUUCGUGUCCCCUGGGAUAAAGUGGUUAGUCCUGAAUUUAUAAAUAAACCAAAAAUAAUUGAAAACAGUAUAAUCUCUCCAGAAAUUACAGAGGAACAUUCAAUUUUGUGCCUCCCCAUGGACCAUGCUGAGUGCAGUUCACCAGACCUAGGACCUCAGUAUUUGCAGGAAGAAAAUCCAAAUCAAGACAACCUGGUCAUCAGCAGCACAACUCCCCAGUUAAGUGAAGCUCUUGUCAAUGGUGUUUGUACAAGUCCAGUUCCUCAAGAGAACUUGAAAAGUGACCUUGAAGGGGACUACAUUCAACAAUCAGAAGUUUCACUGCCCCGGUUUGGGCCACAAACGGAGUCUUUAACCCAGUCGCUAGCUUUAAAUUCU
Nestor notabilis (Kea) is the source of this 921-nucleotide messenger RNA. Its product is annotated as KIAA1755 ortholog. Lineage: Eukaryota; Metazoa; Chordata; Aves; Psittaciformes; Psittacidae. The record is from RefSeq and is a predicted model, not a curated record. The transcript is spliced from 3 exons. The annotation marks the transcript as partial.